AUGUCUUCGCCUCUCAAGCGGCCGGAGAAGGCAAAGAACAAGGUCAACCAAAUUUCAAACCCUCGCCGGCUCCUGAUUCUAGCUCCGAGUACGGAAUCUCAAACAGUUAUCCCACCCUUCCUCACCCGCCUGACUGGCCAGCCGCCCAUUCUCCCCUCGCUGAAAUCCGACACGAAACAAACUGACAGUGAUGCGACAAUCGACAUCUCAGACGUCGCAUGUACAGCUACUACCCCACCACCGGCGUCAUUUGCGGGAUACACCACACACGCGCCGUUACAGCUAAAUACAAAAUACUACAGCGCGGAUAUACCACUAUGGGUCGACGAAGUUCCGUCACUUCCAUUAAUACCCUCAUCGGAUGUUUCCUCGUCGUCGGCCGGGGGGGAUAGCGCAAGCUCCCCCGAGGCUUGGAGAAAGGAGUUCGCCAGCGAAGAGGCGCGGGAGGUCAGGGAUGCCAUAGGGGCAAUAAUAGUCUGCACGCAAAAGCCGGAACCGCCUGAUCCGGCUUUACUAAGGGAGGGGAUGAUGGAUGGGGGUGAAAACACUGACAGCGCUAUUUUUCAACGCGCGGUGGACAGGACUAAAGAUCUUGCUCGUGCGGUUAUAGAAGUCAAAGCGCUGGCCGAGGAAGAGAGAGGUGAGAUAGGUGAUAUCCCUGGUGUGAUUGUGUUGGUGGGGGAUAAGUGUGAGAAAGGUAUCUCCGCUGCAAGUAAGCAUGACGAUGGUGAUGCUUCAGCGGAUUCAGCGGAGUAUGGAGCAUUAUGGUGGGACGAGGAGUUGAGUGAUCUAGGAGUUGGCUCUGGACUUGAGGUAGUGUUUUGGGAUCCUAAAGGAACCACUGAGGAUCCCAAAGCAAGAAACGAAUAUGGAGAACUCAUGGGCAUUGCAAGAGUGCAGGAAGUAUUAGAAACUCACCAAUGGUCGUCUUCAGCCUCAGAUGACGCGGAGUACGAUUUGGAGUCGAUUAGCUUACACGGAGACGAGGAGGCCAUUGGAGGUUUCGCUCUAGAAGCUAAUGAGCUUGAAAAGGAAAUGGCUGGUCUUCGGCUUGCUAUCAACAGCAAAAGGAAUGAUGGCAGCAUUGAUGAUAAGUUUGAGGAUAUCGGAGAUGACAGCCUUCAAGUCGAGCAACUUGAAGGGCUAAUGAUGAGAGUGCAGGCCAUAAAAGACAUGGGGGCAGAUUUACCUGACCAGGAAAGGAAGAAGUUUGCUGCAAAAGCCAUUAGGGAUCUAAUGAAGGAUAUAUGA
Messenger RNA from Nannizzia gypsea CBS 118893, 1251 nucleotides. RefSeq lists its product as hypothetical. The coding region runs from base 1 to 1251 and encodes 416 amino acids. The record is from RefSeq and is a predicted model, not a curated record. Gene Ontology annotation, molecular function: protein-macromolecule adaptor activity. The transcript is spliced from 3 exons. Gene Ontology annotation, biological process: vesicle-mediated transport. Lineage: Eukaryota; Fungi; Ascomycota; Eurotiomycetes; Onygenales; Arthrodermataceae.